Kazachstania africana CBS 2517 is the source of this 1491-nucleotide messenger RNA. It is a transcript of the gene SHM1, whose product is annotated as glycine hydroxymethyltransferase SHM1. Gene Ontology annotation, molecular function: pyridoxal phosphate binding; cobalt ion binding; serine binding. The transcript has a single exon. Gene Ontology annotation, biological process: L-serine catabolic process; tetrahydrofolate interconversion; folic acid metabolic process. The coding region runs from base 1 to 1491 and encodes 496 amino acids. Gene Ontology annotation, cellular component: cytoplasm. Lineage: Eukaryota; Fungi; Ascomycota; Saccharomycetes; Saccharomycetales; Saccharomycetaceae. The record is from RefSeq and is a predicted model, not a curated record.
AUGCUAAUCACAAGGACUUCACUUCUUAUUAGAGAUAGACCGACUGCACUUCUUACUAGGCAUCUUCAUGGCAAUUACAAGAACCAUGGUUCGCUAGCGCUACUUUCCAAACACGUUAGUGAAAUUGAUCCAGAGAUGAAUGAGAUCCUUCAAGAAGAGAAAUUAAGGCAGAAACAUUCAAUAACUUUGAUACCAUCCGAAAAUUUUACAUCAAAAGCUGUCAUGGAUUUACUCGGGUCAGAGUUUCAGAACAAGUACUCAGAAGGUUAUCCCGGUGCACGUUAUUAUGGUGGUAACCAAAUUAUUGAUAAAGUGGAAUCGUUAUGUCAAAAAAGAGCUCUGGAAUUAUAUAGAUUAGACCCAGAAAAAUGGGGCGUUAAUGUACAACCACUAAGUGGGGCACCUGCAAAUUUAUAUGCUUAUUCUGCUGUUAUGAAUGUAGGCGACAGAUUAAUGGGAUUAGAUUUACCUCAUGGUGGACAUUUAUCGCAUGGAUAUAGUACAAAGAGCGGGAUGCCAGUAUCUUAUAUUUCCAAAUAUUUCCAAAGUAUGCCUUACAGAUUGGAUUUAAAAACGGGAUUAAUUAAUUACAACGAACUUGAAAUCACUUCCAAAUUGUUCAAACCUAAGGUAAUUGUGGCUGGUACAUCCGCUUAUUCACGGUUGAUAGACUAUGAAAGAUUCCAAAAAAUAUCACAAGAAUGUGGGGCCUAUUUACUAUCAGAUAUGGCUCAUAUAUCUGGUUUAGUAGCUGCAAAUGUCAUCCCCUCUCCUUUUGAUUACUCUGAUAUCGUCACUACGACUACACAUAAAUCAUUAAGAGGUCCACGCGGUGCUAUGAUCUUUUAUAGAAAAGGAUUAAGAAGUGUAACUGCGAAGGGAAAAGAAAUUAACUAUGACCUUGAGAAGAAGAUAAAUUCAAGUGUAUUUCCGGGACAUCAAGGCGGCCCUCAUAACCAUACUAUUUCAGCAUUAUCAGUGGCCUUGAAACAGGCAAUGUCACCGGCAUUCAAACAAUAUCAGAGACAAAUACUUCUCAAUUCUAAGGCCUUUUCAAAAGCAUUACUCAAACAUGGUUUGGACAUUGUCUCAGGAGGUACAGAUAAUCACUUAAUAUUGAUCGACCUGUCACCAACGGGUAUAGAUGGUUCCCGCUUAGAAGCAAUUUUACAAUAUCUGAAUAUUGCCGCGAAUAAGAACACAAUACCCACGGAUAAAUCUGCGAUGUUCCCAUCUGGCUUACGGGUAGGUACACCUGCUAUGACUACAAGAGGCUUCAAAGAAGUAGAUUUUGAAAAAGUUGCUGAUUAUAUUGGCAGAGCCAUAGAACUUGCUAAUAUAUUGAAGAAUAGAGAACCAGGAAAUGUCAAGAGUUCCAACGAGAAGAUUCAAAAUUUCAAGAGGAUCUGCGAAGAAUCCGAAGAAGUAAGUAGCUUAAGUGAUGAAGUUUAUUCUUGGGCCGGCAGCUUUGCUGUACCGGGAGAAAUGUAG